This is a messenger RNA of Drosophila elegans, 1657 nucleotides long. Its product is annotated as minor histocompatibility antigen H13. Bases 113 to 1282 code for a protein of 389 amino acids. Gene Ontology annotation, biological process: membrane protein proteolysis. NCBI's taxonomy places the organism in Eukaryota, Metazoa, Arthropoda, Insecta, Diptera, Drosophilidae. Gene Ontology annotation, cellular component: lumenal side of endoplasmic reticulum membrane; cytoplasmic side of endoplasmic reticulum membrane; membrane. The record is from RefSeq and is a predicted model, not a curated record. Gene Ontology annotation, molecular function: aspartic endopeptidase activity, intramembrane cleaving. The transcript is spliced from 3 exons.
CAUCUAGAUUGUUGACGUGUGCUGCUGCGUGUCAUUUCACGGUUUUUCACCCCCGCAAGCCGGCGACUUUUCAGCUCAGCUCAGGACAGGAUUGGAUUUGGAUUUGGCGACCAUGGCGGAGGAAGUGCUCGGAACCGUGAAGGAGGUGCUCAAGGGCAUCAUCGAGAAUGUGAGCGCGCCGAAGAACGAGUCGGCGCCCGCGGAGAAGAAGCCCUCGACGCCGGAGGGCAUGGCUGUGGCCUACAGUAGCCUGGUGGUGAUGGCCAUGCUGCCCAUCAUCUUCGGCUCCAUUCGCUCGGUGAAGCUGCACAAGCUGAAGAAGUCCACGGGCGAGAAGGCCGACACGAUGACCAAAAAGGACGCCAUGUACUUCCCGCUGAUCGCCUCGUGCGCCCUCUUCGGGCUGUACCUGUUCUUCAAGAUCUUCCAGAAGGUGCACAUCAACUACCUGCUCACCGGCUACUUCUUUGUGCUGGGCGUGAUUGCGCUGGCGCACUUGCUCAGCCCGGUGAUCAACUCGCUGAUGCCGGCCGCCGUGCCCAAGGUGCCCUUCCACAUCCUGUUCACCAAGGGCGAGGGCAAGCACAAGGAGGACAUCGUGAACUAUAAGUUCUCCACGCACGACAUCGUCUGCCUGGUGAUCUCCUCGGCGAUCGGUGUGUGGUACCUGCUGAAGAAGCACUGGAUUGCCAACAACCUGUUCGGCCUGGCAUUCGCCAUCAACGGCGUGGAGAUGCUGCACCUGAACAACUUUGUGACGGGCGUGAUCCUGCUGAGCGGGCUGUUCUUCUACGACAUCUUCUGGGUGUUCGGCACCAACGUGAUGGUCACCGUGGCCAAGAGCUUCGAGGCGCCCAUCAAGCUAGUGUUCCCCCAGGACCUGAUCGAGAAUGGCCUGAAUGCCUCCAACUUCGCCAUGCUGGGACUGGGCGACAUCGUCAUUCCGGGCAUCUUCAUUGCCCUGCUGCUGCGCUUCGACGACAGCAAGAAGCGCAAGACGCGCAUCUACUUCUACUCCACCCUGAUCGCCUACUUCCUGGGCCUGCUGGCCACCAUCUUCGUGAUGCACGUGUUCAAGCACGCGCAGCCGGCGCUGCUCUAUCUGGUGCCAGCCUGCAUGGGCACCCCGCUCCUGGUGGCCCUCAUCCGCGGCGAGCUGAAGGUGCUCUUUGCAUACGAAGACCAUCCCGAGGAGAAACCGGAAAAGAAGGAGAAGAAGGAAAAGGAUGAGGGCACCAGCUCGUCCAGCAGCAAAAAGAAGGAGUCAAAGAAGGGCAAGUAAAGCCAGUUUGGACGCUCCCCGAACAGCAUCUCCAUCAUUCGUUCCAUCGCAACAUGUCUUCUGCAGCUAGCCAAGCUCCACUCUCUAUCGCAAUCCGUUUCUGCUACGGCACACCGCUACAAAAGACUAUUCACUUAUUGAGUUUUAGCUACGUUCCUUGGCCAGGCACAACAACCUUAUUUAGUUUGAUUAGGUUACAAUUGUAGAAAAUUACUUGUCAACUUUUUUACCAGAAUCAAAUUUAAAUGUAGAAUUCUAUUAAUUUAUGUGGCUCCGCGCAGAGGAGGCGUACAUUUAAGAAAGAACAGUUUAUAUACAAAUAUAUUCCAAUUUUUUGUAAAACAGCCCCUUCUCCAAUAAAUCCGUUAAAAGGUA